Xyrauchen texanus (razorback sucker) is the source of this 3335-nucleotide messenger RNA. Its product is annotated as short transient receptor potential channel 4-associated protein-like. Lineage: Eukaryota; Metazoa; Chordata; Actinopteri; Cypriniformes; Catostomidae. Gene Ontology annotation, biological process: ubiquitin-dependent protein catabolic process. Bases 18 to 2342 code for a protein of 774 amino acids. The transcript has 19 exons. Gene Ontology annotation, molecular function: phosphatase binding. The record is from RefSeq and is a predicted model, not a curated record. Gene Ontology annotation, cellular component: Cul4A-RING E3 ubiquitin ligase complex.
UUCAGGAAGACGAAGAAAUGGCGACGAUACUGGGACCCGAGUCCCCUUGGACGGGAGGAAAGAAAACCACUCGUAAUAGGAAUAUCCUCACCAGAAUACAGCACAGUCAGAUCGCUGGCCACGGCUUCAGCAGAGGGACGCAGCUCUCAGAAGCACUUCUUAAGGAGAGAGAUAAGAGGGCGAAAUGGCAUGGGAUUCCUGUCUUACUCCAAGAACUGUACAAGAGCAGCCACCUUAACUGUGACUUCACCCACACACACAAUGUACUGAAGGAGCUGUCAUCCCUGCUUUCCAUGGAGGCAAUGUCUUUUGUAACGGAGGAAAGGAAGACAGCGCAGGAGUCCACCUUUCCUAACACGUACACCUUUGACCUCUUUGGAGGUGUAGAUUUGUUGGUGGAGCUUUUGAUGAGACCCACUCUCACUACGCUACCAAAACCCAAGAUGAAUGACGAAUUGCUUAAGGACUGCCUCAGUGUGCUAUACAACUGCUGCAUAUGUACGGAAGGGGUCACAAAAAGCCUGGCCACGAGGGAGAAUUUUGUCUUAUUUCUCUUCACACUGAUGACAAAUAAGAAGGUCUUCUUACAAACAGCUACGUUAAUUGAGGAUAUUCUUGGAGUUAAAAAGGAGAUGAUUCAGCUGGAAUGGAUCCCUAACCUGUCAGGACUGGUGCAGAGCUUUGACCAACAGCAGCUUGCCAACUUCUGCCGUAUCCUCUCUGUCACCAUCUCAGAGCCUGAUGUGGGGAACGAUGACAAGCACACCCUCCUGGCUAAAAACGCACAGCAGAAACGCAACACCAGCCCCUCUCAAGCCGAGGUCAACCAAGUCACACUCCUGAAUAUCCCUGGCUUCAUCGAGCGUCUCUGUAAGUUGGCCACACGGAAGGUGUCAGAGGCAACUGGUACAUCAAACUUUCUACAGGAACUAGAGGAAUGGUACACUUGGCUUGACAACACGCUAGUGCUGGAUGCACUCAUGCAGAUAGCAACUGAUGAAGCUGAGCACAGCAGCACAGAAUCAUCUGAUGAGAGUACAUUGGCCACCAUGCCUCUGAGGCAUCGUUUGCCACAGUCCAUGAAGCUCAUCCAUGAGAUCAUGUAUAAGGUGGAAGUCCUUUAUGUGCUGUGUGUCCUGCUCAUGGGUCGACAGCGAAACCAGGUGCACAAAAUGUUGGCUGAGUUUCGUCUGAUUCCUGGCCUCAAUAACCUCUUUGACAAGCUCAUCUGGAGGAAGUUCACUGCCUCUAAUCACGUUGUCCAUGGACAGAAUGAGAACUGCGACUGCAGCCCUGAAAUCUCAUUUAAAAUCCAGUUCUUGAGGCUUCUGCAGAGCUUCAGUGACCACCAUGAGAAUAAGUACCUGCUCCUGAACGCUCAAGAGCUGAAUGAAUUGAGCGCCAUCUCCCUGAAGGCUAACAUCCCUGAGGUGGAGGCCCUGGUAAACACUGACAGGAGUUUAGUGUGUGACGGUAAAAAAGGGCUCCUCACACGUCUCCUCACUGUUAUGAAAAGAGAACCACCAGACUCUUCCUUCAGGUUUUGGCAGGCUAGAGCUGUCGAGAGCUUUCUAAGAGGGGCCACAUCAUAUGCAGACCAGAUGUUUUUGCUGAAGAGAGGUUUGCUGGAGCACAUCCUUUUUUGCAUCAUUGACAGCGGCUGCAAGUCCAGAGAUGUCCUGCAGAGCUAUUUUGACCUGCUUGGAGAGCUUAUGAAGUUCAAUAUUGAUGCCUUUAAGAGAUUCAACAAAUAUGUCAAUACAGAGGAAAAGUUCCAGGUGUUCCUCACGCAGAUCAACAGCUCUCUGGUGGACUCUAACAUGCUCGUCCGCUGUAUUGUCCUCUCUCUGGAUCGCUUUGAGAGUGAGACGGAAGAUGUGAAGGUGGUUGAAGUGCUCUCCGAGUGCUGUCUCCUGUGCUAUAUGGCUCGAGUGGAGAACAGGCUGUCCUUCCUUUUCCGGCUUGUUAACAUCAUCAAUGUGCAGACCCUCACACAGGAAAAUGUGAGUUGUCUAAACACCAGCCUGGUUAUUCUGAUGUUGGCCCGGAGGAGAGGGAAGCUUCCAUUCUACCUGAGCGCGCUGCGGGAGAAGGAAUACGCAGAGAAAUAUCCCGGCUGCCUGCUCAACAACUUCCACAACUUGCUGCGCUUUUGGCAGCACCACUACCUCAACAAGGACAAGGACAGCACCUGCCUGGAGAAUAGCUCCUGUAUUCCCUUCAGUUUCUGGAAGGAGACGGUUUCAGUGCUGCUCGGAGAGGACAGGACUUCUCCCUGUGCCAUUAUCAGCUAUAUAGAUGAGCCUUAUAUGGAGCUAGACAGGGACCUUUUAGAAGAUUGACUUUUUGAUGGGGUGUGGUUAGGACGAAAGAGGGCUGGGAGGGAGGGGCUUGCACGUUCCACUCUGAUUCAGUCAAGAGACAUUAGAAAGAAAAGACCUACCAGCUCAUCCAACUGCAUGCAAUGGCUCAAUGAGCCAUCCAUUCUCUACUUGGUGCCCAUGUUCCGCUUCAUCUCCAGGUCACAGGGUGCAAAGGAUGUCCCGCAGAGGAUAGCCCAUCCCGUCAUAUUCGCAUGGGAACGCAGUUCCUGAACAGCUCAAGCUAAAUCUGAACCUCUGAUCGUAAAUGGUCUUUUUGUAUUUCGGUGGUGUUCUUUCGGUGCAAUUGUAUGGGGCCUUUUAUACAGAAAUAUACAAAGAAAAAAUAUAUAGGCAUAUAAUGCAGCAAAUCUGUUUAAGAGGAGUUUUGAGUUUCAGCAAAAGUGUUGAAAGUGUCUUGGAUCGAAUAGAUCAGAAACUGAUGAUCUAAGUAUCUAUGAACUCCAAAGCCGGCCUUCAAUGUAAAGAGAGUUUCUCUUUAAUUUAGGAUGAAAACGUCAAGAGAGGAAGUGUUGAAUUGAUGAAUGGGGUGAACAGCUCUCCAGCUACACCGAGUGAUGUCAAAAUGUUUGCACAAUAUAGAUGAUGGAAGACAGAAAAUGAUUUUGAUAAGUCUUAUUUAUUUUGUAUUUUUCAUGUAAAUUUGCUCUCAUAAUGACAUUGUAAAACCCAAUACCUUCCAAUGCUUCUCUCCUUGGUUAGAUUUGAUCAAUUACAUGCAAAAUAAGACAUUUUUAGUUAUUGUUUUAAUUGUUUGUAUAAAUUCUUUUUAAUAGUAGGUAUCAUCCCAUUGUUAAUUUCUGACAACACUUAUUAUAUGGGCACUGAAGGGUUUUAACAGAAAUAAUCUAUGCAGGUUCACUCACAACAUGGACAUAAAUAUCUAGCUAGCCUUCAUCUCCAUGCUGCCAUCUGUUAUUUUGGUCGCAAACUAAAUAACCAUCCUCUAACUUA